AUGGUAUUUUCGCAUGACAGGAUAUCUGUGCCCACUGAUGAUAGCAACGGAGCUGCCCUUGAGGAGGCGUUGACGGAAGUUGUCACCGGGCCACCAAGCUUUGCCGAAUGCAACGGCGUGAGCUACGACAAAUCGCAACAGGCCUGCUGUGGAGGCGAGCUCUACUCUUUGACAUCGGAGGGCUGCUGCGGAAAUCAAACAGUCUACGCCUUUGCACAGCAAGGUUGUUGCAACCAGGAGCACGUGUUCACCUAUGGAAUUGAAACCUGCUCUGCAGCUCCGUCUUCAAGCGAAGAGACGGCGCAGUUCACCUGUGGAGCUGACUGGCCCCCUGAGUCCUACAGCAGCUACUGGCGUCGAUAUUGCGCUGCAGGACAGCACAUGGCAUGGGCGAUGACGGCUUCAUGCAACGUCGGAUGGCUUUCGGUGCAGCAGAGUAGCCUUGAGCAGGCUGAGGCAAAGGCUUUGGAGGCCUGUAACAAGAAGGCUGCUGCAUUCAACGGUGAGACCUGCACGAUUUUCGAUCGCGAUGGCAGCCAGUGCCGGAGGCAGCGUUGUGGAACAGAAAUCUAUGAUGCAUCUGUGAAAACAUGCUGUGGUGGUCGGGUAAUUGACAGAGUUCUUCAGGGCUGCUGUGGCGGCGUUGUCUUUGAAGCCCAGAGUCAGGGCUGCUGCCAGGGCCGGGUCUACUCCAAGGCCUCGUACAGUUGCUGCGGCGGCAAAGUGCUUUACGAUGCGGAAGCACGCGGCUGCUGCUUGGAAAACGGCCCCCAGGCAGGGCAUUUUCCAACAUGUUGUCUCCUAGCUUCUGCAAUACCAGCAUCAAGGUCUACAAGUUUGGCGUGCAGAAUUGUUGCCGGCAUCCAAAGGGUGUCUGUACCAUUCGACCUGGCCAGUAUUCGUGUUGCCACUGAUCUCGGGGAGCGAGCCUGCAAGAUGCAGACAACCUCGCCAGGCUCAGAGUCUUUCAGAAUAGCCUUCGCAAUGACACGGCGCGGGCAUUUAUGA
Molecule: messenger RNA, 1008 nt
Organism: Symbiodinium pilosum
Lineage: Eukaryota; Dinophyceae; Suessiales; Symbiodiniaceae
Source: the annotation of a GenBank genome assembly